GUAUAUUGAGAUGCCUUCUUUUCGAUUACAAUGGGAAGAAUUUGAUGGAAUUGCUAGACUAUGACGAUUGUUAGCGCUUGAAAACAGACACGAGUGCACCGCAGAUUUCACUGUCCCGUCCACUUCCCUCUCGAUUCCAUUCGUUACCUGGGUAUUCCCUCGCCAGACCACUACGUCACAUCGAAGAGCACCUUGCAGAUAGGCUGCAGGCGUUGGCACGGAACAGGUGAAGUUGCAACAAAUACCCUCGCCCUAGGUGCUGUUCACUGCCUUAAGUUUCUCUCUUCGAUACUCCCUCACUUUCUCACAACGACAACAGCAACAGCAACCACAGAAAUAUUACCCUACUUAGGUACGCGCACCUAGAUUAGUGAAGACUGGACUUCGCGUAGCGAUCAACAUGAACCCGAGCGACACAAUUAUCCAGCUAGUAGUCGCGCGAUGCGUUGGCGAUACCGAGCGUCUCAACGUUCACCGUGGUGUUCUUUACAAAAGCUCAAAAUUCUUCCAGAAUGCUAUGAAGCCAGAAUGGACCGACAUGCAAGCGGGACCGAAUGUCAUUGAUCUUUCAGUAGAUCCCGUGGACAUAGUCAGCGACUACAUCAAAUGGUUGUACUACGACACUAUACCAAACAAGCAGUACGAAGCAGUCGCAAAUACAUACGAAGAGAGGGAAAAGGUCUUUGUUGCGCUUGCAAAAUCAUACGUCUUUGGAGAAAAGAUUAUCGAUGUGAGGUAUAAGAACGCAGUGUUGCAGGCGAUCUUCACAGCGCAAAGGGCGCUUCAUUGGUACAUGGGACCGGAGAGCGUUAAGAUCGUUUAUGAAGGUACCCCUCCACAAUCUCCACUUCGACGCUUGAUCGCUGAGAACGUUACGUACAUGGCGUAUGAUGACUCAAAAGAAAGUGUUGGCUGGAUGCAAUUCUUCGACACAUGUCCUAGAGAAGCUUUGGUUGAUGCACUAAAGACCACGGUGAAGGUCCGCCCCGAAGAUCCUGAGUCCAGGCCUGACGUCGGAUCGUAUCUUGAGAAAGAAUAGAUUCAAGCUGUCUCCUCUAGAAAGUUGUCGAAAACUCCGGAGUGGCUCAAAUAGCGAAUUAAACAAGUCCCAAUCGGGG
This is a messenger RNA of Alternaria alternata, 1118 nucleotides long. RefSeq lists its product as hypothetical. Gene Ontology annotation, molecular function: protein binding. The coding region runs from base 401 to 1039 and encodes 212 amino acids. NCBI's taxonomy places the organism in Eukaryota, Fungi, Ascomycota, Dothideomycetes, Pleosporales, Pleosporaceae. The record is from RefSeq and is a predicted model, not a curated record. The transcript is spliced from 2 exons.